AUGCGCAUCCUCACCACCCUCCUUGCCCUCCUCUACCUCCUCCUUCCGGUCUCUGCAGUCGCCUGGACAUGUCUCCGAGUUGUCAGCAAGCUGGCCGGCCGCCCUGGCGACCUGUACAACAAGUUCCAGACCGAGAUUUGCGAGCGCGGGUGCCAGCCGACCGUGCCGCACUGGGACCUAUGGACACGCAAUAACUCGUUCGUGCCUGCAGUGCGCGCCCUAAUGAGUCGCAUGAAUGUACCACACCAGGAAGAAGCCCUGCUGAAGAUGGGCGACGACGUUGCGGUUAUCAUCAAGGAUCGGUGCGGACCCGAGCUACAUGGACGCCACAUCUGCUCCGACCCGGACACCCUGGCGGACUUUGGCAACUGCUUCAAGAGCAACUUUGUCAAGGCAGCGAUCAAACACCUUCCGAUCCUUUUGCCCAUGGCCUCCGAGGAGGCGUGCAAGCAACAGUACAGCUAUCUCGAAGGCGACGACCUGUGGGAGCGCAUCAUCCCCAACAACAUGCGCGACUACGCCAGCGUAUGCGACCAGUUGGAGAAACCGGAGGCGGAGAGCCACGAUGAAUUUAAGGUUCAACGGCCAUUAUUCCGUCAGCCUGCCGAUCGGAAACGUCACUUUCCCUCUUCACCUCCUGCGAUGGCGUCGUUGCACUGCCUACGGCCUCGCCCUCCCUCUCUCCUGCCUCGCAUUUCGAUCGGACAUUCACCCCUUCGCCAUGUUCACCCCGGCCGGUUCCAGCCCUUCGUUCCGCCAUCCCCAAGCUCCCUAGGCAAACCCACCGCGGCCAAGUCCUACACCCGCACCCGCAAAUGGCUGCGGCGAUUGGUGUACGCAUCACUCGCGACAGGCGUUGUUUGGGGGAUUGACACCCAGUUCUAUGCCUCGUCGCUGACGCGCACAACCCGCACCUUCUCCUUGGGUCUGCUGGUCGCGCUGGACUACAAGAUCAACUUCCGCCCACAUCCUCCGCUGGCCAGCUCCAUCGCCGCCGUGCAUCAGCGUAACGCCGAGCGCCUCUCGGAUCUGCUGCGCCAUAAUGGGGGGUUAUACCUGAAGAUGGGCCAGGCGAUCGCGAUGCAGUCCGCCAUCCUGCCGCCGGAGUUCCAGCAGAUGUUCUCGCGCAUGUUCGACGACGCCCCGCAGAACGAUUGGAAGGAGGUGGAGAAGGUCAUUCGCGAGGACUUUGGGAAAUCACCCGAGGAAGCCUUUGGGGUUUCCUUCACCGGUGAACCUGGUAAGGGUGUCAUGGAACGCAGGGCCCGCGCCAGCGCCAGUGUCGCCCAGGUGCAUUGGGCUCGCUUGCAGGAUGGUCGAGAGGUGGCCAUUAAAAUCCAGAAGCGGGAGAUUGCCCAGCAGCUGGCAUGGGAUCUGUGGGCUUUCAAAGUCGUGACCUGGAUCUACAGCAAAGUUUUCGAUAUUCCCUUCUACAGCCUGGUACCAUACAUCAGCGAGCGUCUCUCGCUGGAGACGGAUUUUCUGAAUGAAGCCGACAAUUCAGAGACCAUGGCCCGGCUGGUUGCUGGCGAAUCGCGCCUGCGGGAUCGGGUAUACAUCCCGCGGGUGUACCGCGAGCUGAGCUCGAGGCGCGUCAUGACCGCAGAAUGGGUGGAGGGCGUACGGCUUUGGGACAAGGAUGCCAUCACUCGAUCCUGGCGCGGCGGCUGGCGCCAGGGAAGCCCGGGAUGUCAAGGGACGCCGCUGGACGCACCCAACAGCAAUGACACAGCGGUGACAGAACGAAACCAGCAGGCUGCACUGCUUAAACCAGAGCGGGAUCACUGGAAAGGAUACAAUAAGAGAGGCGGCCUGGGAUUGUCGCUGAAGGAGGUGAUGACGACCAUGGUGGAUUUGUUCUCCGCACAGAUGUUCCUAUGGGGAUGGGUGCAUUGCGACCCGCACCCGGGCAACAUCUUUAUUCGGCGCAAGCCGUCUGGCCAGCCGGAGCUCGUCCUGAUCGACCAUGGGCUGUACAUUCACAUGGAGCCGGACUUUCGGCACCAGUAUGCGCGGUUCUGGAAGGCGCUGCUGACAUUCGACAAUAACACGAUCGGCGAGAUCGUGAAAGGCUGGGGCGUUAACAACCCCGAUAUUUUUGCUUCUGCAACCCUGAUGCGCCCGUACCGUGGCGGCGACCUAUCAACACACCGCGGCCUCGAAGGCCUGAGCAAAUCCGAGCGCAACGAGCGCCACUAUGAGAUGCAGCAGGCCGCACGCAAGGCCAUCCGCGAGAUUCUCGGCGAUGAAACCAAGUGGCCGCGCGAACUGAUCUUCAUCGGCCGCAACCUGCGCAUCGUCCAGGCGAACAACCAGUUUCUGGGCUCGCCGGUCAACCGCGUCAAGAUCACCGGGAUGUGGGCCUCGCGGGCGCUGGUGGAAUCGCCUGAUCUGCCUCUGAACGAGAAGAUCCGCAAUCUCGGUCGUCAUAUCGUCUUCCGCCUUGUGCUAUUCACCACUGACAUCUUCUUCUGGUUUACCAAGAUUCGCCAGUUUUUGAGACUGGGCGGUGGUAUGGAGGACGAUAUCGAGGCUCAGAUGCAGAAUAUGGCCAAGGAUUUAGGGGUUGAGCUGAACCAGAAUGUGUUUGAGGGAUAG
This is a messenger RNA of Penicillium riverlandense, 2598 nucleotides long. Its product is annotated as ABC1 kinase family protein. The transcript is spliced from 3 exons. The record is from RefSeq and is a predicted model, not a curated record. Bases 1 to 2598 code for a protein of 865 amino acids. NCBI's taxonomy places the organism in Eukaryota, Fungi, Ascomycota, Eurotiomycetes, Eurotiales, Aspergillaceae.